UUAAGCAAGCAAGCGUCACAAAUUGGAACCAUGCUUCCUAAAUGUUUGGGUUUCUGCGGUCGGAAACAGUAUCCAACCGUAAUACAAGAGUUGUGCCAUGAAUUUUCUCUCUCUGAUAUUGAGAAAUCGACAAACAACUUUGACCGUAAGAGAAUAAUUGCAAUUUCAAGCUUUGGUGGUAAAGUAUACGAAGGUUGCCUCCAACACCACGAUGGUUCUCAAUAUUCAGUUGCAAUAACGCGAUUGAAUGAAGAUGAUGAAGACAUUGAAGGACGCGACUGGUUUGAGAAAGAAAUAGAGUUGCUCUGUCAGUUUCGUCACCCUAAUUGUGUGUCUCUUAUAGGAUUCUGCAACAACAAGAAAGAGAAGAUUAUUGUGCACGAGUACAUGUCCAAUGGAUCUCUAGAUCAACACAUAGUACGAGGUGGGGAUACAGAAGCACUUUCAUGGAGGAAAAGGAUAGAGAUAUGCAUAGGAGUAGCUCGUGGACUACACUACCUUCACGCCGGACUCAAGCGCACCAUUAUUCACCGUGACGUUUGUCUCAGAAACAUUCUUCUGGACAGCCACAUGGAGCCAAAACUAGCAUCUUUUAAUCAUUGAACUUAACACAAAUUGUUUUGUUGAGUUACAUAUUGAAACUUAUCAAAGGAAUUUAGGUUCUUUUCAUGUAAGGAAUUAGGGUUUUUGACCAAUUUGAUGAUGGAAGUUAAUAUUCAAAUUCAAAUUAUUUGAUCGAAUAUAAUAUUGUAAGA
Molecule: messenger RNA, 755 nt
Organism: Vigna angularis (adzuki bean)
Lineage: Eukaryota; Viridiplantae; Streptophyta; Magnoliopsida; Fabales; Fabaceae
Product: probable receptor-like protein kinase At5g59700
Exons: 1
Coding region: 31-603 (190 amino acids)
Biological process (GO): protein autophosphorylation
Cellular component (GO): plasma membrane; plasmodesma
Molecular function (GO): transmembrane receptor protein tyrosine kinase activity; ATP binding
Source: RefSeq, a predicted model, not a curated record